AUGGCGCCGGCAUCCAUCGAUGAGGGUGUUCAGCCUUCGAUGGGUGUCCGCCUCGAGACGGAUUUUGAUGCUUUCUUCGAGAGGGAAGAUGCGGCAGCGCAGCUGCAACACUGGCGCGAGGAGAUCGCAUCGACUGUCCUUGGAGUGCCUGCUUCCGAAAUUCAACUAGGACGCAUCAGGCGAGGUUCGCUGGACCUCGAGUUUGUUGUCGAGGGCAUCAGUGCACAAGAGCUCCAGCAGCGGCUGGACCGUGAGGCAGAUCGGCUGCGGGCUUUGUUUCAGGAGCCUGUCCUGGAGGCACUUACGCACAUUUAUCGUCGAGACUGUUGCACAAGCAAGGCAGCUCCAGUUGUGCCAAUCCGCAUCAUCACAUCCAUUCGCGACGCUCUUGCCCUUGCGCCACUGCCUUCGCCCCUCCCGUCCCCCUCCUCACCUCACCAGCGUCCCCACCACCGCUGCCGCCGCCGCCACCGCCAGCAGCAGCACCACCACCGCCACCAUCGCUAUCGCCAUUACCAUCACCACCGCCUCCAUCAACAUAAACACAGCAUCAUUGUUUUCAGCCUUAUCAUCAUUUUCGUGAUCCUGAUCCUCCGCAUCCCCCCUCUUUGUCUUUACCAUUAA
Messenger RNA from Symbiodinium sp. CCMP2592, 624 nucleotides. NCBI's taxonomy places the organism in Eukaryota, Dinophyceae, Suessiales, Symbiodiniaceae. The record is from the annotation of a GenBank genome assembly.